This is a messenger RNA of Indicator indicator, 2190 nucleotides long. RefSeq names its product glycoprotein Ib platelet subunit alpha (gene GP1BA). Lineage: Eukaryota; Metazoa; Chordata; Aves; Piciformes; Indicatoridae. The record is from RefSeq and is a predicted model, not a curated record. Gene Ontology annotation, molecular function: protein binding. The coding region runs from base 4 to 2190 and encodes 728 amino acids. The transcript has a single exon.
GCCAUGUGGAUCCCUGCCCUGCUCCUGCUCCUCCUCGCAGCCCUGCUGCCCCCAGCCAGCACUACAGACCCGGACCAGCCCUGCCCUUCGGAGAUGAACAAGGUGAAGGACCUGCUGGAGGUGAACUGCACGGAGCAGGGUCUUAGCAAGGUGCCCCCAGGCCUGCCCCAGGAGACUGGCAUCCUGCUGCUCAGCACCAACCACUUCACCUCCCUCUCCACCUCCGACUUCGUGCCCCUCGCCCAGCUGCAGGACCUGGACCUGUCCCACAACGGGCUGCUGGCUCUGCACACAGGGCCCCUGCUGCCGGCGCUGCAGGAGCUGACUCUGUCCCACAACGAGCUGCGGGAGCUGCCCACCCUGCGGGGGCUGCCCUCUCUCACCCACCUGGCCCUGGCCCACAACCGCCUGGCAGCGCUGGCGCCGGGGGCGUUCCGUGCCGUGCCGCGGCUGCAGGACUUGGACCUGCGAGGGAACCAGCUGAGGACGCUGCCCCCGAAGGCCUUCGAAGGGCUGGGGGCACUCAAGGACUUGGACCUCUCGGACAACCUCCUGGAGGAGCUGCCGCAGGAGCUGCUGCAGGACCUGCGGGCGCUGGUGACGCUCUGGCUGUCGGGGAACCGCCUGCGGAGCCUGCCCGAAGGCUUCUUCCCCGAGGGGCACAUCUUCAUGUACGUCUUCCUCACCGAGAACCCCUGGCACUGCGACUGCCAACUGCGCUACCUGCGCCUCUGGAUCCGCCAGAACGAGGACAGCGUCUACCAGCCCGAGAGGGGCCUGGAGAAGACCAAGGUGGAGGUGGCCCCUGAGAAGGUUCUGUGCCACAGCCCCGCCGAGCACCGGCACAAACCUAUCAUCCACUUCCGACCCGACUGCGGCGCCGAGGGGGAUGCAGAUGAGGAGGAAGAGGAAGACUAUGAUGAUGGGGAAGAGCCGGUGAAGAAAGCUUCCAUGGCCACCUUGCCCUCCUCUCAGCCCAGCCCCCAGGAGAGCACUGCUGUGACCUCACCUCCCCUCACUGCCUCCACACCUCCUGUCAGCACCCCUCGGAGCUCCACCCUUGCCCCAAGCACUUUGUUGGCAAUGCUGACAAACACCAGAGCCCCCAGCCCCACCAAUCCUGUGCCCACCACCCCUACCCCCACCCAGCCCUCCAGCACUGCUCCCACCACCACCCCACACAGACUCACCACCCCCAUCCCCACUACCCCCAUCCCCACCACCCCCAUCCCCACCACCCCCAUUCCCACCACCCUCACCACUACCACCCCACUGACAACCACCAUGAGCCCCACACCUCCCAGUACCAGUAGCUGUCCCCAAGCCACCCUUGCCACCAGCACCACCAACACCUUCACCACCCCCAUGGUGUCCACUGGCACUUUUGUCACCACCCCCAUGGCAGUGCCUUCCACGGCCAUGCCAGAGACCUCUUCCACUGUCAGGGCUCCACCUCCUGCUCUGACAUCCACCACACCACUGCUCUCCAGCACCCUGCUUCCCACUCACAGCCCACCACCACCAGCUCCCAUGAGCACCACACACUUCACCCACCCUGCCCCUUCCCCUCCCCCUGCCCCUGUCCCCCUCUGCCCAUGCUCCACCCAGGGACCAGCUGUCCUCCUGCUGCGCUCCCAGGCAGGGGCAGGGGGUCCGCAGUGGGAGCAGUGGGUGCUGAGGCACUGCUGCCUGUUGCACUGGGGGCUCUACUUGGCCUCCUUGCUCCUGCUUGUACUGAUCAUGCUGGCCCUAGCAGGCUGCCUGGCAUGGAUGUGUCUGGUGGGACGGAGCUCCUGGCACAAGUCCUGGCAGACCCAAGAGGUUCAGUAUCCAAUGCUGAACUGGAGGGAGGCAGCAGAAAGUCCUGAAGUACAUCUCUGCAGCUCCAAGAGCCACGUCCAGCACCACACAUUCUGUACCAUCAAGGAGGUAGAGCUGUGCCCUGAGGUCACUUACUGCACCAUCAAAGACCUGGGCUUCCAGCACCAUCCUCCUGCACCUUCCUCCUUCCGCACCACAAAGCAGCUUUGGGUCCACCAUGGUCCUCCAGAGGCUUCAUUCAAAUCCUUCUCCAAGAAGCUGAUGGUCACAAACCUCAGCUCCCUGAGGAGCCCUUCUGCUUACAGCCUGGACAGGGGGGUGAAGACCAUGGGUGCUGUCAGAGUGAAAUACUCUGGCAACACCUUGUGA